AUGCCACGACAAAAUACCUUCACCGUGGUGCCCAACCCAUUGGGCAUGCAAGGCCUGAUUUCGCGCGACAAUGCUCCGGCCUCAAAACCCCAGGCGAUGACCUCCAAACAAGCAAAGAAGCUGUACAAGCAAGCCACAAAGCAACCGAGACUCUCCAAGGCCGAGCAGCGUCGCCUGGAGCUGGAGGAACAAGAACGAAUCCGCAAGGAACUCGACAAGCAGAAAUCGGCCAAUAAGGCGAGGAUUGCGAGAGAGAAAAAGAAGGCAAAGGAGUUGGCAGAGAUACAGGCGCGGAAGAAGAAGGGCUUACCGCUGGUGGAUGUCCAUCCGAGUCAGGACACGAUUUCGAGGUUCGUAAGGGUUGGCGUCGCUAAUACGGCUACAAAGAGGGAUUCGAGUGGAAAUGUCAAGGGCCCGGCUGUGGACCAGCAAAGCCGGACUGUUUCUCCGGAGAGAGACGAUUCGAAUAAGGAGAACAUACCGGAUGGUGGAGGGGUGAUAGAUGAGAGUCUGAGGAAGCGACCACGAUUGGACCAGGACAGUCAAUCUAACAGGCAAGAUGCGGUAACGAUACCCUGCAAGGAGAGCAUAUCGGGGGUGGAAGACACCACGAUCACCAACAAGGAGAACGUGCCAUGGGUGGAGGAUAGGACAGAGAGUACAAGCCAGCGGACCUCACAACCACGACGGUCAGGCAAGGAAGGAUCUCAGUCGCACGACAAGACCAAGACACGUACAGAAUCCAACACACAGAGGCUGGAGACUCCUGAGGAAGUUGUAAUGGUCUUGCCCAAACCAACAAGGUUACAGCCGGACAGGAAUCUGGAGGAUAUGGGGUUAAGUCGACCGCAAUCGGUGGAAGCCUUGCAACCGAGACGAUUAGAGAAUGCUCCUCUAAAGCUGGAUCCAGUUAAGAAGGUUGUCAAACCGUUACCGACUGGUAUGCGACCGAGGCCAAUUCUUGGGGUGACGGACGGGAAUCGGUCUACUCCGGCAAAACCGUCCAAGGAAACAGUGCCGCCACAAGGCUAUCAGAAGCUGGAGCACGUGAAUAAGGAAAAGGAGCAACAAUUACCAAAGGAGAGCUCACAACCAAAGCCCAAAGCCUCUACGCCGAACACGUCGGUGGUGCGUUCAGCUGUCGAAGCAUCCAAAGCAUUCCCGUCCCCGCAACCUCAUGUUUCCCCCAUACCACCACCACCACGACCUUCAAUGUCUGCCCGUCAGCCUUCAAAUGCCGCGAGACUGAAGCCUCCGGGAGCCCAGCAUCAGGUCACAGCUCCUGCCAACCCACCUGGGCCGUCGUCUACAACGGCCAAUCCCAACAAGUUCCCUUCCCCACACAGACCUAUGGGCCCUCCAGCAUUAGUACCACAACGUCCCUCGCCAGGUCCACCAAGCUUUAAGCGACCUAUGGUCAGACCUAGCAGCGGGGGUAUCCAGAAGCCCAAAUUCCUUCCGAGGAACUACCCUCAAGCGUCGGCUUCGAGAUCAUCGCUCUCCAGCAUCAUUGGCAAGCCGGCGGUCUCAACCAAUAAUACACCACCAACAAGCACACAGUUAUUCGUCAUGUCGCACCUCGACGACCUUCUCCCCAGUCCAUCUCAAGAGCUUCGGGAGCUGGAGGAGGAUACUGGGUCCACGGCCACAUCGCGCCCGCCAGUCUUCAAAUCCCAGUCUGACAAGCAAGGACAAGCCCCUGCGGUUGUUCCCAAGUCCUCUUUGGCACCAGGACCGAAAAGAUUUACCCGCCAGACGUCACAUGUACAAAUCGCACCUUCACGACCUCGAAUACAAGAAGUGAAGCCUGUUGAAGAUGACAUCUUUCCUUUUCUGUCCACUCAGGACUUGCUCUUUUCAUCACAGGACAUACGGGAGCUGGAAAGCGACACGCCCACCAAGGUUGAUAACCGAAAGGACAACUUUCAGCAUCCAUUGAAGCCAUCACCCAAGACUGCCUUUUCGUCGCCCUCGAUUGUAACUGUCAAGGAAACUCAUCCAUAUCAAACGGCGACCACGACACCAGCCCCGAAACCUGUUCCGGGUCUUGCCUCUUCGAAACAGAUGACAAGUGUACCUGCUCUUUCGAGGCAAAGCUCAAUUGGUUCGGUGACAUCGAAUCCUCAGGCGACCUCCACAGCGUACAAAGCCCAACGCCCAUCCAUCCCAGCGUCUAUCAUGCUAGACCCGAAGACGGCAUCAGCAUUAGCAUCCCAGAAACAGGCGGAAGCGAUAUCUCCUCCCUCCAACCCAAGCCAGAGGCCCCGGGCUUCAGCGAACUCAUCUCCUAAACUAAGCCCGGCCAUUGGUGACGAUCAACAAGCGGAAGUUCCCAACCCAAGCUUGCCCACAGCGGCAGCCGCGACUCCUCCCACCCCUAAACCCGCCCCUCGGCCUCGAUCGCCGUCGCCUCAACGGUUCUUUGGCUCCAGUGGCGUAGGCAUUCAAAUCUUACUAGCCAUGGCAGAAAGCGAAAAGACGUUUCGGGAGGACGAAGAACGGCGGCAGGAAAAGGCGCGUCGUGAACAGCUGAUGAUGGAGAGGCGCAAGAAGGCAGCCGAAGAAAGAGCCAAAAAGGCGGCGGAAGAGAAACGUAAAAGGGCAGCCGAGGAGAGAGCGGCGGUGAUGGAAAGGCUGAGGCGCCAGGGUGAGGAAAUUGCACAGUUGAAGAUACCGUCGGCGAGGAGGACAGAAUCACCGGCAGUGGCGCCGGAGCAGAGGCCUGCAGCGACUCAGGCGAAGCAGCUCCCAGGGCAAAGUAUUAAGCAGCUCAUUCCUUCGAUUAGCAAGGUGAAGAGGUCAAUAUCGGGGUGGGUGCCGCCGCAAAGGACUAGCGUGGUUAAGCCGGUCAUUGAAGCGAACCCUCCACAACAGCCGUCGUUGUCAAAGUCCAACGUUCAGGCACAGCAUUUGGCCGAACAAAAGUCGCUGGUACCCUCCAAGACUACUCCAAUGGCAACGCCAAAUCCUAGUAUGCAAGCGCAAGAUCAGAUAUCGCAGAUCUUGGAGGUGUCACCUGCGCCAUCUCAAGGAACGGACUAUGGCGAUGCAGACCUGGAUGCGCUAGGUGAGUUGGGAGGCAUGGGACUGACGCAGUUUUUGGGUCCAGAGAAGGAUCUUUCGUGGCUUGAUGACGAUGAUGAUUUCUGAAUUAGAGCUGAAGAGGUGUGCAAACACUUGUCAAAGUAUCAAGCGACUGGCUUAUUGUUA
This is a messenger RNA of Neurospora tetrasperma FGSC 2508, 3210 nucleotides long. RefSeq lists its product as uncharacterized. Lineage: Eukaryota; Fungi; Ascomycota; Sordariomycetes; Sordariales; Sordariaceae. The record is from RefSeq and is a predicted model, not a curated record. The transcript has a single exon. The coding region runs from base 1 to 3150 and encodes 1049 amino acids.